Alternaria alternata is the source of this 639-nucleotide messenger RNA. RefSeq lists its product as hypothetical. The transcript is spliced from 2 exons. NCBI's taxonomy places the organism in Eukaryota, Fungi, Ascomycota, Dothideomycetes, Pleosporales, Pleosporaceae. The record is from RefSeq and is a predicted model, not a curated record. Bases 1 to 639 code for a protein of 212 amino acids.
AUGCGCCAUCCCGAGCGUUACCCGCAGAGUAACUCAAAUGUAUCACGUCGUAAUAGCGGCGGUGGUAGCAGUAGCGGCAGCACUCAAAGGCACUCACACCAAAGCUCUACCUCUGGUGUGGCCGCAUUGACCUCACCUCCACAAGUCCCCGCCUACGAUCCGAGCAGAGAUCCAACGUACACUCAAGCACACCGUUCAUCAAGACUCGACCAAGCGUAUCCGAACGGCACGGCCAACAACCACUCUUCGAAUGGAGCACCUUACCAGACACAUCCUCAAAACCAAGUGCCGGGCUCCUACAAUCCACCACAUUAUUCGUGGACUGCUUACUCGUCAACUCAUCUCCAAGUUCCGACCUACGAUACAUCCGGCAGGGAUUUCAACGCAUCUCUAGUGUUCCAAACAGCACCGCUAGCAGGUACCGUUGCACAGCCACAACAGGUACCCACUGGCGGCUUCCUUCCGCAUCAGACUGCGCCUCGACGACCCGAACCUUACGACGCCGUCGGAUACGUCAGGAGUGAUGGAGAAGUGUACGACAGAGAUGAAUUGUAUGAGGAGUACAGGCCGUACGAUUCAUACGACCAUCAACGUGGACACAGAGGAUACUAUUACGGAAAUAACGGAACAUCGCAUUAA